AUGGAGAAAGCCUGUAUUCAUCUUGCUGUUAUACUUCUGCUUCUUCAGCAAAUGAGUACUUGUUUGUCAAUCGUUAAUAUCACGAUUGAUCAAACAGCACUUCUUGCCUUGCAAUCUCAAAUAUCUUUAUACAAUCCUCAUAGUGUUUUAGCAAGAAACUGGUCUACUUCCACCCCAGUCUGUAGUUGGAUUGGAGUUACAUGUAGCCUUCGCCACCAAAGAAUCACUGCCUUAAAUCUUUCUAGUAUGAACCUUAAAGGCAUGGUUCCACCACAGCUUGGAAAUCUCUCGUUUCUCAUUUCUCUCGAUAUCAGAAACAAUAACUUCCAUGGGAGUUUGCCUGAGGAGUUAGCUCAUUUUAGGAGAUUGAAAAUGAUCAAUGCAAUGAACAACAACUUUACUGGUGCAAUCCCCUCAUUUUUCAGGCUGUUACCAAAUCCUCAUUCCUUGUACCUUUCGUUUAACCAAUUUUCUGACCUGCAAGAUAAUAAGCUUACAGGCUCUAUACCACCAACUAUAUUUAACCAGUCAUCGCUUAAACAGAUUGGCCUGACAAAAAACAUUCUUUAUGGGAAAUUACCGAGAAAUAUAUGUGACAAUCUUCCAAAUUUAGAGGAACUUGGUCUUUCAAGUAAUCGGUUUGAUGGCUUGAUUCCUCCAAAUCUGCAGAACUGCUCUAAACUUCAAAUACUAUCAUUGUCUGUAAAUGAUUUCUCUGGAACCAUACCAGCAGAGAUCGGGAACUUAACUAUGCUGACAAAUCUGCAACUUGGGCUUACCUACUUGAAAGUUCUACAGAUAGGCCUUAACAAGUUGAUCUAUCAGAAUCCCUCUUCACAAUUAACUUUCCUGACUUCACUGACAAGAUGUCAAAAUCUAAGAGAACUGGUCAUUGCACCAAAUCCCUUAAACGGCAUUCUUCCAGCUUCUAUUGGUAAUUUCUCAAGUUCGCUCCAAAUCUUUUCUGCACCAGGGUGCAAACUCAGAGGCAUUAUCCCUGAAGAAAUUGGAAACCUAACAAAUGUGUUAUGGAUAUUACUAUUUGCCAAUGACUUGACAGGAUUCAUCCCGAAAACUGUUUGGGGUUUGCAGAAGCUUCAAAGGAUUCUUAUACAAAGUAACAUGAUAAGUGGGACUAUACCAGAUGAAAUUUGCUACUUACAGAAUAUAGGAAACCUGAUUGUAGGGAGAAAUAAAAUUUCAGGUCCCUUGCCAUCCUGUUUGGGGAAUGUUACUACUUUGAGAAAUCUAUAUCUAGCUUCAAACAAGUUGAACUCCAGCUUACCUGAGACCCUAUGGAACCUUCAAGAUCUAUUGGAACUUGAUGCAGCAUCAAAUUCAUUUUCUGGUGUUCUAUCUCCCCAAAUAGGAAACCUGAAGAAUGUCAUAGACAUUGAUUUGUCGUACAAUGACUUUUCAGGCAUGAUCCCUACCACUAUGGGAAGUCUACAGAAGUUAAUUACUUUAUCUCUAUCAGACAACAGAAUAGAUGGCCCCAUUCCAGAGUCUUUUGGGAAAAUGUUAAGCUUGGAAUUCUUGGAUUUGAGUUAUAACAAUCUGACUGGCGGAAUACCAAAGUCCUUAGAAGCUCUUGAGUACCUCAAAUACCUUAAUGUUUCCUUCAAUAAACUCAGCGGAGAAAUUCCAACUGGUGGACCUUUUGCAAACUUCACCAAUCAGUCAUUUCUGUCUAAUAAUGCAUUAUGUGGUAUAUCAAGGUUCCAAGUGCCUCCUUGCCAAGGCAAAUCUCAUCGGAGGACGAUUAAGUUGUGGGAGUAA
Solanum stenotomum is the source of this 1779-nucleotide messenger RNA. RefSeq names its product putative receptor-like protein kinase At3g47110. Lineage: Eukaryota; Viridiplantae; Streptophyta; Magnoliopsida; Solanales; Solanaceae. The record is from RefSeq and is a predicted model, not a curated record. Gene Ontology annotation, molecular function: protein binding. The transcript has 3 exons. The coding region runs from base 1 to 1779 and encodes 592 amino acids.